This is a messenger RNA of Fusarium coffeatum, 2922 nucleotides long. RefSeq lists its product as uncharacterized. The coding region runs from base 1 to 2922 and encodes 973 amino acids. The record is from RefSeq and is a predicted model, not a curated record. Lineage: Eukaryota; Fungi; Ascomycota; Sordariomycetes; Hypocreales; Nectriaceae. Gene Ontology annotation, biological process: carbohydrate metabolic process. The transcript is spliced from 7 exons. Gene Ontology annotation, cellular component: box C/D methylation guide snoRNP complex; small-subunit processome. Gene Ontology annotation, molecular function: hydrolase activity, hydrolyzing O-glycosyl compounds; snoRNA binding; chitin binding.
AUGGGUGGUGGACCUGAAGGUUUCCGCACCGUUGCGUAUUUCGUCAACUGGGCUAUCUAUGGCCGAAAGCAUCGUCCUCAAGACCUCCCUGUAGAGAACCUCACACAUAUUCUUUACUCAUUUGCCAACGUUCGUAGCGACUCUGGCGAAGUCCACCUCACUGAUGCAUGGGCUGAUACCGACAUUCAUUGGGAGGGGGACUCCUGGAACGAUGUCGGCACCAACUUGUACGGCUGUAUGAAGCAACUCAACCUUCUCAAGAGACGUAACCGAAACCUCAAAGUUCUUCUCAGUGUAGGAGGAUGGACCUACAGCAGCAACUUCAAGGGCCCUGCCAGCACACCCCAAGGACGUGACACAUUUGCUAAGAGUUGUGUCGACCUGAUCAAGAAUCUUGGCUUUGAUGGUAUCGACAUCGAUUGGGAGUAUCCUCAGAACCCCAACGAGGCCAGAGACUACGUCGAGCUUCUGGGUGCUGUGCGUCGCGAGAUGGACGCAUAUGCACAGACCCUUAGCCAUCCUUAUCACUUUGAAUUGACUGUGGCCUGUCCAGCUGGCGCGACCAACUUCCAAAAGCUCGAUAUUCGUGGAAUGGAUCAAUAUCUUGACUUCUGGAACCUUAUGGCCUACGACUAUGCUGGUUCUUGGGACCAGAACGCAGGUCACCAGGCUAACUUGUACCCAUCCCGCGACAACCCGGCCUCGACCCCAUUCUCUACAUCCGCUGCCAUCGACUUUUACGUCCGUAGCGGCGUGGCUCCCUCCAAACUUGUUCUCGGCAUGCCGCUCUACGGCCGAGCCUUUGAGAACACCGAUGGUCCCGGUCGUCCCUACCAGGGCGUCGGACAGGGUACUUGGGAGCAAGGAGUCUACGAUUACAAGCAACUUCCUCUAGAAGGCGCGCAAGAGUACGGCGAUAGGGGAUGCUGUGCCAGCUACUGCUAUAACCCUCAGACACGUACCAUGGUCACCUACGACACGCCGCGGGUCGCCUGGGACAAGGCCGAGUACGUGAGGAAAUGGAAACUAGGAGGCGCUAUGUGGUGGGAGAGUAGCGCGGAUAAGCAGGGUGAGAAGAGUCUGAUCACAACUGUUGUAAAUGGAUUUGGAGGACAGGGAGCGCUCAUGAGGCAGGACAACUGCAUUGAGUAUCCCGCGACUAAGGCUUCAGGCAUGAUCAACUUUCACUUGGAGAACCAGACCUAUUGGUUAAGACGAUCACAGAAAGGUCACGUGUGUGUUCUCCAGCCACGACAGCCACAUUGGCCCGUGCGCAAGCUGCCAAAAAAUUUCCACCUGGAAAAAAAGUGUGAAAAUCUUAAGUCUCGAGCCAUCACCAAACUCAUCCGACGCGGAACAUUCCCAAUUGCGGCACCGGCAGGGAACGAAAUCAUGUCGCACAUCGACUACGCUCUAUACGAAAGCCCUGUGGGCUAUGCCCUCUUCAAGGUGGUGCAUCAGCAGGAGGCUGUCGGUCUCAAGUUGAAAGAAACUCAGGCCGCCGUCAAUGAUCUCGCCAAGUUCGGCAAGAUGGUCCAGCUGGCCAACUUCAGCCCUUUCAGGGGCCAUGUCGAGGCGCUCGAGAACAUUAACCUCGUCACCGAGGGUAUCGUCUCCGACUACCUCAAGUCCGUCCUCGAACUCAACCUUCCCCAGACGAGCGGCAAGAAGAGCAAGGUUGUCCUUGGUGUUUCCGAGAAGAACCUUGCUGGUGCGAUCAAGAGCCACUUCCCUGGCCUCGAGUGCGAGACCGCCGAUACUUCUGACAUUGUCGGCGACGUGAUUCGCGGUAUCCGACUCCACGCCGACAAGCUUCUCGGCGGCCUCAAGUACGGUGAUGUUGAGAAGGCCGGUCUGGGUAUGGGUCACGCCUACUCCCGUGCCAAGGUCAAGUUCAGCGUCACCCGCAACGACAACCACAUCAUCCAGGCUAGCGCGACCAUCGACUUCCAGGAUAAGGGCGUCAACCAGUUCUACAUGCGCGUUCGUGAAUGGUACGGCUGGCAUUUCCCUGAGCUUGUCAAGAUUGUCUCCGACAACUACACCUACUGCAAGCUUGUUCUGGCCAUUGGCGACAAGAAGAGCUUGAACGAUGACAAGCUUCACGACAUCGCCGCCCUCGUCGAGGAGGACGGUGAGAAGGCGCAGGCUAUCAUUGACGCCGCCAAGGUCUCCAUGGGUCUCGACAUCUCCGAGGCUGAUCUUGAGAUCGUCAACGGAUUCGCCCAGGCCGUCGUCAAGCAGGCCGACAACCGCAAGUCCACCAACCUCUACCUUGAGAAGAAGAUGUCCGACAUCGCCCCCAACCUGCAGACCCUUAUCGGCACUCCUGUUGCCGCCCGUCUCAUCUCCCACGCUGGUUCUCUGACCAACCUCUCCAAGUACCCUGCCUCUACUCUCCAGAUUCUCGGUGCUGAGAAGGCUCUGUUCCGCGCUCUCAAGACCAAGAGCAACACUCCCAAGUACGGUCUCAUCUACCACAGCAGCUUCAUCGGCAAGGCCGGUGUCCGCAACAAGGGCCGCAUCUCUCGAUACCUCGCCAACAAGUGCAGUAUGGCCAGUCGUAUUGACAACUUCUCUGAGGAGCCCUCCACCCGAUUCGGUGAGGCUCUUAAGCAGCAGGUUGAGGACCGACUAGAGUUCUACGCUACUGGCAAGAAGCCCGCCAAGAACGCUGAGGUCAUGAAGGGAGUUAUGGAUAUCCUUGACGACGGUGAGGGUGCUGGCUCUGAUGAGGAGAUGGCCGACGCUCCCGUCCCCGAGAAGAAGUCCAAGAAGGAGAAGAAGGAAAAGAAGGAGAAGAAAGAGAAGAAGGAAAAGAAGCGCAAGCUAGAUGAGGAGGACGCCCCCGCCGAGAAGGAGGCUGAUGGCGAGAAGAAAAAGAAGAAGAAGAGAAAGUCCAAGGCUGCGGAUGACGAGUAG